Molecule: messenger RNA, 820 nt
Organism: Acaromyces ingoldii
Lineage: Eukaryota; Fungi; Basidiomycota; Exobasidiomycetes; Exobasidiales; Cryptobasidiaceae
Exons: 2
Coding region: 122-739 (205 amino acids)
Source: RefSeq, a predicted model, not a curated record
CAAAAGACACAAGACACCAAAAGUUGGUCGAACCUUAUCAAAGGUACUCCGACUCCAAGCAGACUUUUCUUUCUCUCAACACCAAAGCCACUGUCAACGGCCUCAGUGAGCAAGAGUAACAAUGAGAAUCGCUCUCCUUAUCGUCCUGGCGACGAGCUUCCUAUUCCUGCUGACGUCGGCUGUCCCCGUUGGCCCCAGCCACGACCACCCUGGAGCUAGCUUCGACCAUUCUGACACCAGCUCCGACCAUUCUGACACCAGUUCCGACCAUUCUGACAGUAGCUCCGGCCAUUCUGACAGCAGCUUCGACCAUUCUGACACCGGCUCCGACUACUAUGAGACCAUCCCCUAUGCCUGGGACACCCGUUUGGACACGCUGAACUCCUUAAAUGACGAUUUGCAACAAGACUACGGCCAACUUUUCAAUGAUCUAAGGCGCAAGCACUACUUUGCACUUAGGAUCAUGUGGCACCAUUUCUACGAGUAUGAGGACUGCGUGAAACAGGAGGCACCUAAUGAAGCAGGCGAGGAGCGCACAAAGAGCGAAAAAGCUUACCAGAAAGUAGAACGUUUCCGCAAGAAGCUUUAUGCAGAAGCUAAGAGGUUGUUCGUGGAGCUCUCGCAGCAAUGCAAGUCGGCGACAAGCAGUGCGGAGAGACAGAGCCUUGGGAUCAGAAAGCGUAUCAUUGGAUGGCAAGUGUUUUUCCACGAGCGCAAGGAGUAUAAUCCCUUCGCUUAGAUUGAUCAAAGUCGCGUCACACACUUGGCUACUGCCAUAACACGACGAUCUGCUUGUAAGCGAGUGAACAUGAAGAGACCG